Molecule: messenger RNA, 345 nt
Organism: Haemonchus placei
Lineage: Eukaryota; Metazoa; Nematoda; Chromadorea; Rhabditida; Trichostrongylidae
Source: the annotation of a GenBank genome assembly
AUGUAUUCGCUAUUAUCAUUUCGGCAGAAGGAUAGUGCGGAUAAAGAAGAAGCAAAGGAUGCAGAACAUAAACCCAUAAUCCCCAUGGGUAUAAUGGCUGUUGCUGGUGUCGUUAUUCUUAUUAUUGUCGCUGUGGUUGCUUGCGGAAUACCUCUUGGAUGGUUUGGAGAAACAAAGACGAAACGGAGGACCGGUGUUGUUACUGAACUGGAAGCGGUCUAUGCUCGACGAGUGGUGCCCUGCUUCGACGAACCAGAUUUAAAAGCCGAAUGGACAAUUACUGUGAUCCAUCCAGAAGGAACUACAGCACUAUCUAACGGAAAGGAAAUUAGUAUUGAGAAGUGA